This is a messenger RNA of Nymphalis io (European peacock), 3501 nucleotides long. RefSeq names its product MIP18 family protein galla-1. Gene Ontology annotation, biological process: protein localization to phagophore assembly site; mitophagy; piecemeal microautophagy of the nucleus. NCBI's taxonomy places the organism in Eukaryota, Metazoa, Arthropoda, Insecta, Lepidoptera, Nymphalidae. The transcript is spliced from 2 exons. The coding region runs from base 715 to 1956 and encodes 413 amino acids. Gene Ontology annotation, cellular component: Atg1/ULK1 kinase complex; phagophore assembly site; cytosol. The record is from RefSeq and is a predicted model, not a curated record.
CUUGUGAACUUGGCAUCUUGCACGUAACAGCGACUAGAUCUACUAAACGAUAUGAUAUCGUUCUUCUCGAAACUGUCGUUGAAGAACUCAGAAACGCCGGCUGAAGAAUUAGCUAAACCUGCGUAUAUGGACAAAAGUGCUACAUUGCAGGAGCUCGGGUACAAAGACGAUAAUGACCUGAGAGAGACAAUAUAUGGUUUGUUUUGAACAUUUUCGAGUGCUUUGGGACUGUUUUUAAAGGGAUUUUUCGUGGUUUUAACCAGUGUUGUGGUGUUCUAGACUUUUUGCGGACAAUACGGGACCCAGAGAAGCCGAAUACGUUAGAGGAUCUCAAGGUUGUUUAUGAAGAAGGAAUAUUUGUUAAGGAGCCCACAGCUGAUAAAGUUCCAGUUCUACGGGUGGAGUACAAUCCCACGGUGCCCCACUGCUCACUGGCGACACUCAUUGGACUAUGCAUUAGAAUUAAAAUAUUGAGAUCAAUACAUCACCCUGUGAAAUUAGAUAUUUUUAUAAAGAAGGGAGCUCACACAACAGAAGAUGAAAUUAACAAGCAAAUCAACGACAAGGAGAGGAUUGCAGCCGCGAUGGAAAAUCCUAAUUUAAGGAACCUCGUAGAAAACUGCAUCGCUGACGAAGGAUAAAGAAAUAUUAGAGUAAAUUAAAAACUUUAGAUCGAGUUCGUAGUGUUGUUUAAAAUAUAUUAUCAUAGAAAACAUGGCGCCAGAUGCAGCUUUUUCAAAUAUAAGUGACAAGAAUGAGUUCACGAAAUUCGCUAAAUUCCUCGCCUAUAAAGGUGUUCAAGUAAUCGUUGAAUCGAGGAAAGGUGUCAAAAUUGAGCCGAACAGCAAAAUGAACACAUCAGAUUCUGAUUGGUUCAACCUUCAGAUACCAGAUUCGCCUGAGGUCAAUCAGGCAACCAAAAAUGCCCUACCUUCGGAUAGAAUACUGGAAACAAUUAAGUCACAACUUCACGUUGAGAUAUCCGUACAAACUGAGGAUGGAGAUGAAAUGGUCCUGGAGUUAUGGACUUUGGAACUAGACGAUACACAAUUUGACACGUCGCUGAAAGCUAUGAACACAGUAUACUUUCGAAUGGGUAUCCUCCUAAAGUCGUUGAUAACUAUAACAAGAAUAACCCCUGCAUAUCAUCUAUCUAGGAAGCAAAGGACAGAAUCAUUCACAAUAUUCUACAGAGUAUACAACGGGGAACCGAAACUUAAAACGCUGGGUGACUCGGUUAAGAAAAUCCAAGCAGGAUUAUUAAAAACACCUUUGGGUGGUUUAUGCUUUACCGUGUCAUAUAGAACUAACUUUUCGAUAUCGCCUAAUCGUUCUCAAACCGAUAAAACACUUCUGUUGAAGAGCGAUCACUUCGAAUUGAGUCCGAAACAUGUUAUUUUCGAAUCCAAAAAGAAAAAAGAAAAGGAACAUAAGUCGUCUCAAGUUGAUUUAAAUAAACCCCUCCGAUUACCGGCGUUCGUUGAUGAGGUACUUAUCCAACAAGUUAUCAAAGAUUUUUUUGAGCAAAUACCGAUUCCAGUUUGCAGAGUGCGACCAAAACCGAAAACUCCAGAGGAAAUUGUAAUAGAUUGCAAAAGUACACAAGAGUUGGAUAUGAAUGCCAUGUCGAGGAGUCCGAAUUCACUGGAAUUGCCUCCGAAAAAGUUUCCUGGUUUCCGAAGUGAGACAGAGCCACCAUUAAAAUUACUACACUUUCCAUUCGCCGCUGACCAUCCUAUUCGCGAGCUGGCUGAAUUUUAUAAGGAUUUUUUUAAUGCUCCUCAUUUGAAGUUGGCUGAUGAUUACUCGACGAGGACUAUAACUACAGAUUAUCAGGAAGCUGAAAUUGCAAGCGACGACCUCUCAAAAGACCUGGCAUUACACGAAAGUUCGUUACUGGAAUUUGAUGAGUUGCUGGCCGACAUGUGUAGAUCAGCGGAGUGGAGUGGAAAUUAAGGGAUCAUUGGAAUAGUACGGUGUUGGAAGACUGAAUGUUAUUGAUUAUCAAAUAUAUGUAUUUAUUCCUUCAAAAUUCGUAUUUAAUUUACAAUAUAUAUCUAUCUAUACAUAUUUUUUCUUGAUAAAUUCAUUUAUGUAUUACUAUGUUCAAGACACGAUUCGUUUUUCUUACGUGUGGUAGAAUUAUCUACGGAAGUUUAGUCAGAAACUACCAUUGGCUUGCUAUUUCCUGGUCACAAGUCGAUACAACGGAUAGUAGGUAAAUUUUAUGAUGAUGAAAGAUUAGAAAGAUACUAAUGUACGUAAGAAAAAAGACUCGUAUUUUGAAUUUUGUAACCACUCUAUAGUAAUUUUAAGUACCUGACUGAAAUGGAAUUAAAGAUUGAAAAAUAAAUAAAGCGAUAAAGAACGUAGUUACGACAAAAAAAAAACAAUUUUUUUUUCUUUAUCUGUUGCUUUCUUUAGCCUAUUGUCAGUGUUUUGCUAUUUUAAAGUAUUGUUCUAUUAUAUUAUAUUUCAUUAUAUGAAUAAAUAGUUAGAUCUCAGUGUUAAGUUUGCUCAUGCAAUUAAUUGUAAAUUCUUUGUGGUAACGUAUUAGGAUUAAAUCAAUUUAGUUGAUAAAGACACGUUUCAUAUAGUUUAGCUUUAAAUAGCAGCAUUUGUAAUUUAAAAAAAACUAAGUAAUGUUUUGGCGGCAAUUUAAUUGUCACCCGUGUGUGCAUGUUUUUAUUCAUUCUAAAUUCAAUUCCUAAAUAUGAUAUCAUACUAAGAAGAGGAAUUAUAUAAAAGCUUGUAAAAAGAAUGGGGACCAGAAAACCUUAGAUGUCCAAGACAUGGUUGUCUAGACAUUGAUUUGAUUUUUCUAUUAAAUUAACUGUUUUUAUUCAGUUUUUAUUGGUUAUUAUUAACUAUGCCGGCUUAAUUUGUGUUAUUUGUCGUGGAACGACAUGAUUAUUUAGUAAUAAGCAAUUUAUUGACGAAUAAAUCGCCGAAUAAUCAAUUGAUCAAUCAACUGUUACAAGUUGACUAUUACGAUGACAUAUCCAAUGAAUUUCAAAAUGGCGGCAAUGUUUAUUAAUGAUAAUAUCAAAACUUAAAGUUAUUUUUCGGCCGAUUACCAGCUGUCGUUGUCGGAGUGAAUAAUAUGAUGUUAUGAUUAUGCCCAAAUUCUUUCCUUGAAAUAUAAAUUAUAGAGGUGUAAUUGAUCAGGUUUUCAAAUUACCUAUUAAAUUAUUACCAUAAACUGAUGGUAUUGUUAAAUAUUGGUUAUUUAAUUGAUUGAAUUGACUAGUGUUUGUAUGAACUUGUAAUGGACUUUAAGAAUUAAAUAUCUAGCUGAGAAAGAGGUAAAUUAAUUUUUUUUAAAGACAUUUAUAUCAUAAUUACAUGUUUUAUCGGUAUUUAACUAAGGCAUUGAAAUGUAUUUUAAAUAUAUAUUCUAUAUUUACGUUACUUUGUAAAUGAAUUAUUGUGUACUUUAAUUAAAAUACUUUAAUACUUGAAUGUAUCUACUUUUCAAAUAGAUUAAACUUUUAUGAAGUU